Acanthosepion pharaonis is the source of this 708-nucleotide messenger RNA. Lineage: Eukaryota; Metazoa; Mollusca; Cephalopoda; Sepiida; Sepiidae. The record is from the annotation of a GenBank genome assembly.
AUGUUUUUCUUGUCAAUUUCUUAUUUCCUUACUCUCCUCUUUCUAUAUAUAUCUUCUUUUACUACGUCUUUUUUUCUUCUAUUUCUUCUUCUUCUUCUUGCCACUUUAGUAUUUUCUGUACUCUCCUAUUUUACAUAUUUUCUUGCCAAUUUCAUAUUUUCCUUAUUCUUUUCUUUCUACAUGUAUCUUCUUCUUCUUCUUCUUCUUCUUCUUCUUCUUCUUCUUCUUCACAAUUUCCUUACUCUCCUCUUUCUGUAUAUUUCCUUUCCUUCCACUUUCUCUUCUUGCCAAUUUCGUAUUUUCGAUACUUACAUCAUUCCUCUUCCUCCUCCUUCUACUUGCCACUUCUUUUUUUUCUUCUUGCCAUUUUCAUAUUUUCAUUACUCUUCUCCCUCUACACGUUUUUUCUUCUUUUUCUUCUUCUUCUUCGUCUUCUUCUUCUUCUUGCCAAUUUCAUAUUUUCCUUACCCCUCUCAUUCACCUUCCCUCUUCUUCUACUUCCCACUUAACUACUUCUUUUUCUCUUUCCUCUUAUUGCCAGUUUUGAUAUUUUCUUACUCUCCUCUUUCUACAUGCUUCUUCUUCACAAAUUCCUUACUCUCCUCUUUCCAUAUAUUUCCUUUCCUUCCACCUUCUCUUCUUCUUGCCAAUUUCGUAUUUUCCUUCCUUGCCUCAUUCACCUCCCUUCUUUUUCUACUUGCCACUUAA